AUGUUCAAAGGAAUAGAUAAUCUGAUUCUUUCGGAAUGGACGCCACAAAGCUGUCUACUAGUACAGGAUAUUCAGUUUUCAGCAGAUAAACGUCUAACACUUUUCGUCACACACGGCGGCGCUGGGAGUAUGAUGGAAAGUGCUCUUCGCGCAAAGCCACUUGUUGUCGUUCCCCUAUUUGGCGAUCAAACUAGGAACGCUAAACUUAUUGAGAAGUUUGGUUACGGAAUUCUCCUGCAGAAAGCUCGUCUUGUCAACAGCAACGUGCUCCGCAACGCAAUCGAACGAAUUCUGACUGAUCCCAAAUACCAGAAAGCUGCCAAUCGGAUGAGCCAGCUGCUCUCACGACGUCCUUUCAGUCCAGAGGAGAAACUCGUGAAAGCCGUUGAGCUUGCUGCCGAAUUCGGAGACUUGCAAGAAUCCAAAGUAGCUGGAAGAAGUCUGGGGUUCAUGGUCUAUUACAAUCUCGAUUUAAUUUUCAUUUUAGCAGCAACAUUUGCAGCAAUUAUAGUUGUUGUAGCAUAUGUUAUUUUACGGGUUCUCAGCAAAUUUUUCGUACCAGUAAAAGGUAAACUCGAAUGA
Messenger RNA from Cooperia oncophora, 582 nucleotides. Lineage: Eukaryota; Metazoa; Nematoda; Chromadorea; Rhabditida; Trichostrongylidae. The record is from the annotation of a GenBank genome assembly.